AUGCCAAGGAAUCUUGCCACGUCGUCUUUAAGUUGUUUGCUCCUACUUUGCUGGCUGCUCCAUGCACAGGCAGACGAGGGGGUGAAGGGUGCGGAAGGAGACUACGUAACGACCAUCACUCUCGUUGCCACUCAUGCUGGAAAGGAUGGAGCCGAAGUCAAGAAGGACAUCCUGAUUGGGGUGCGGCGGGGCGAGGAUGCUGCCGCUGCAGCAGCGAGAGCAUGCUACGAGAACGGCAUCUUGCCGACAGAUCAAGUCCUCAAUGUCCUGUCGUACAUCAAGAACGCGCUCGAGGGGAAGGAACACCAGCCGGAGGUAGAGCUCCUGCGGACUGCCGGGGCAUACAUGAAGCGAGCUGCGGAGCUCUCGGCAAACGACCAGUACAUCGAAGCUGCAGCCGACCUUGUGCGUGCCAUAGACAGGAACGGGCUGGACCCGACGGUCCGCUCCAAGAUCUCUCAGCUCUUACAGGAUGCCUUCAAGGAUCAGAAGGCCUUCGAUGAGCAGCUGGAGAAGGAGCGGAAGAUCGCAGAUGAGCUGGAGAAGAGGGAGAAGGCGGAGCGGGAGGCGGAGGAAGAGAGUGCGAGGAGAAAGGCGAUGGAUGAGACUGACUGGUCGAAUUUCAAAGAGGAGCUGUUGAAGCUUCUGAACAGUAGCGGCUCACGAGGGGAGGAGGAGGAGGAGGAGGUUCUUGCUUCAGUCAGUUUCCACCUCGAGGGCAAGGGGAGCGACGGGAACAAAGUUUCAGAGGACAUCGCCGUGAGUCUUCAGGCCAGCCAGGACGUUUCGGAGGUCGCGUUCCAGUUCUGCAGCUCCAAGGGGCUGCACUCGCAUGCCGAGGUCCUCAAGGUGAAGAGGGAGCUGAUAAGCCAGGCGUCGAAAAAGGGGUACAAGAGCAGGACUGACCUCGACGUUGAAGCCCUCAAGGAUGCGGCGAAGAGGUUGGAGAAGGGGGGAUCGUUCCUGCAGGCAGGCACGGCGUACUCGAAGAUCGUUCAUGCCAUGGAGGGAUCGGGUGAUGAAGGUCAGGUCUACAAGACAAGCCUGGAGAGAAUGCUUCAAGUCCAUCAAAAGGUGCAUCUUGCAUACUCGAGCUUCAUCGACGGCAAGUACGAAGAUGCUUUGAAGCUCGUCGACGAGAUUCUUCCAUUCGGUCAAAACUCCACGAUGCUGCUGGUCAAGGCGAAAAGUCAUCAGCUUCUCGGACAGUGGGCUGAUGUCACCAGGACUGCUGGGCAGCUGCUGCAGGAGGCAGAGCUGAGAGGAGCAUGGAAACGUGGACAGCACAGAAUGAUGGCUGUGACGCUUGGAAGUCACGCAGCGCUCGAGCUUGGAGAUGGAGAAAGAGCAUUGAAGUUCUACCAGGCUGUCCUGCGGAAUGAUCCGGACCAGCAAGAGAUCAGCAAGCAGUACAAGAGCUUGAAGCAACUGCUAAAGUUGCUCAAAGAAUCCGAUGAGAAGAUUCAAAAGUCUCAGAACCACAAGGCACUGGAUGUGCUCAGCCACUCGCUGUCAGUCAUGAAGGGAAUGGACGCAACGUUGUGCCGAGUCUAUGCUGAGCUCAAGAGGUAUGAAGAAGCCCUCCUUGCCUGCGAUCAGUGUGUUCAGAGGAGGAGCAUGCCGGUCGCUGGCCUCUUCGUUGAUCCCGCCAAGCUGGCAGAGGCGUUGAAGCUUCGAGCGCAGGCGCAUGUUCAGGAUCACAAUUACGAUGAGGCUGUUCGGGAUUACCGGAAAGUUCAGGAGCUGACGCCCGGAAGGGACGAUGUGUCGGACAAGCUCAACGAAGCGCUGAGGAUGCAGAAUAUGUGGAAAACAAACAGAGACCACAAGCUCGUUCUUGAGCUCCCCGUCAAUCUCCACAUGCUCCCCGUGGAGAAACAAUGCGUGUGGAUCAAGAAGCAGCACAAGCUGUUGGCGAGGAAAUGGCACCCGGACAAGGCAAAAGGGGACAAGAACAGAGCUACGAGGAAGAUGCACGAGGUGUCGGAAGCGAAAGAAGCUCUCUCUCAGAGCCUUGGAUGCUGA
Messenger RNA from Guillardia theta CCMP2712, 2025 nucleotides. RefSeq lists its product as hypothetical. NCBI's taxonomy places the organism in Eukaryota, Cryptophyceae, Pyrenomonadales, Geminigeraceae. The transcript has 13 exons. The record is from RefSeq and is a predicted model, not a curated record. The coding region runs from base 1 to 2025 and encodes 674 amino acids. Gene Ontology annotation, molecular function: protein binding.